CGGGCGCCGCCCCUCUCGGGCACGUGACGCUGUUACUGGGCAGACGUGCUGAGGGAGGACUGAGAAAGAUCAAAAUAAAAACAGAGUCCGGGCAGAGCGGAGUGAGGUUACUGUGUCAGUUUAGAAAUACCAAUAAGUCACCAUGGAAGUAGAAAACCCAAGUGAAAUAAAUGCUAAUCUAAUAGACGCCGAGAACCUGAACGAUUCCCUGUUUUAUGGAGAUGAAGAGAACAAUGGAUCAGAGCAAAUCAGGAAUGAAGUAAAUGGAAACUGUCCAGCCUCUUCAAUUAACGAGGCUAAACUUCAUGCCAAAGCCAAGAGACGACUGCGCAAAAAUUCUUCACGAGACUCUGGGAGAGGGGACUCUGUCAGCGAUAAUGGGGAGAACGCCAGGGGGGUCCUACCCACCAGUCCAAACAUCAAGCUUAUGGACCGCAAAUCACGGAGCGGGAAAGGGAGGGGACUGCCAAAGAAAGGUGGAGCUGGUGGCAAAGGGGUAUGGGGGACACCAGGGCAAGUUUAUGAUGUAGAAGAAGUUGAUGUCAGAGAUCCAAAUUAUGAAGAGGAUCAGGAGAGCUGUGUUUACGAGACGAUCGUGCUUCCCUUGGAUGAAAACGCAUUCGAAAAGUCUGUCACACCGAUCAUGCAGGAGUAUUUUGAACACGGCGACACCAAUGAAGUUGCAGAGAUGUUAAAGGAUUUAAACCUUGGGGAAAUGAAGAGCGGUCUCCCAGUUCUGGCCGUGUCCCUGGCCCUGGAAGGAAAAGCUAGCCAUCGGGAGAUGACAUCCAAGCUGCUGCACUAUCUGUGCGGCACGGUGCUCAGCGCAGAAGAUCUGCUGGCCUCAUUCGACAAACUGCUUCAAGAUCUGCCUGAACUCGUCCUGGACACACCCAAGGCACCACAGCUGGUGGGUCAGUUUAUUGCCAGAGCAGUUGGUGAUGGGAUUCUGAAAAGGAGCUACAUGGAGAGUUAUAAAGGCACGGUGGACUGUGAACAUGCCCGCGCUGCCUUAACCCGGGCAACAAUUCUGCUGACUAUGAGCAGAGGAGGAAGAAGCAGAAUUGACAGUGUUUGGGGGACUGGAGGAGGUCAACAGCCUGUCAAAAAUCUGGUUAAAGAGAUUGACAUGCUGCUGAAAGAAUUUGUGUUAUCUGGGGAAGUAUCUGAAGCCGAAAGAUGUCUUCAGGAGCUGGAAGUACCUCAUUUUCACCAUGAGCUUGUAUACGAAGCUGUACUAAUGGUUUUGGAAGCGAACGGUGACACCACCUACAAGAUGAUGCUGCAAUUGUUCGAAGUACUUUGCAAAUCAGGAAUUAUUACAUUGGAUCAAAUGAAAAGGGGUUAUGACAGAAUUUACUAUGAAAUUCCAGACAUAAAUCUGGAUGUGCCGCAUGCGUACUCUGUACUGGAACGUUUUGUGGAAGACUGCUUUAAAGCUGGAAUCAUAUCCAAACCGAUCAGGGAUCAGUGUCCUUCAAGGGGCAGAAAACGUUUUGUGAGCGAAGGCGACGGAGGGCGCCUGAAAUUUGAGAGUUACUAAAAGCGAAGACAGCACGACAUGCAUCGCCGAGCACCGUUUAAGUUUUCUAAAUCUCUCUAAAACUUGUUAUGGGUACAGAGCCUUUGUAAAAUAGUUUUCUAAAAUAAACCAUUGCAGAAAUAAACGUUUGGGAUAGGUAGAUGUACAGCAAAAGAUGAUGUAAGCUACGAAUCCUUGAAGUGCCAUUUGUUCGAGUUCAUUCCACGUUCAUGGUCACUCCUCUCUUACAAGGUCUAUGUUUUUUGGGCAGUCUUCACAGUCCUGAACCUGUCUUCAUUGUAGGGAGGGUGUGCCGUGACUCCAUGUUUGCUGCUGCUUGUUCAUACUACAGGUUUUUUUUUUUUUUUUUUUUUUUCGGAGGUGGAAAUGAAGAACUGACUUGCUCCGAAGCGUUUUUCCACUUGUGCCAGAGGCGCAAAAACAUUGCUUUUUUUUUGUAAAAAGCAUGAUGGUAAGGGAUAGGGACAAUGGGGAAAAAUUAUUUUUAUUCAGCUUUCCAAAGGAAAAUACAUUUUGAUGUGAAAGUACAGAAUAUGGUGGCUGGAACAUCCUAUUUUUCUACAUAAAAAAGAAAAAAAACUGGAUUAUAAGCUGAGUUCUGCUAAAAUGUGUGUACAUAUGAAAACAAAAAUAAAUAUGUUUAGUGGAGCACA
Molecule: messenger RNA, 2196 nt
Organism: Rana temporaria (common frog)
Lineage: Eukaryota; Metazoa; Chordata; Amphibia; Anura; Ranidae
Gene: PDCD4
Product: programmed cell death 4
Exons: 12
Coding region: 143-1543 (466 amino acids)
Biological process (GO): negative regulation of DNA-templated transcription
Cellular component (GO): cytosol; nucleus
Source: RefSeq, a predicted model, not a curated record